UGCAAUGAAGAUGCUGUAUCGGUGCGAUUCGGAUCCAAAUGCACCGAAUGACAAGCACUUCACUCCUCUUAUGGUCGCUAGCAAAUACGGACGUACCGACCUUGUACGGACUCUAUUCCAAGACGCAAGGGUAGAUUUAUCAGCCAAAGAUAUCCGAGGACUUACUGCCGUAGAACUCGCUAAAGACGACGAAGUUCGGAAUCGGAUCGACGACCUAGUCUUACUCUCCAAUGAACCAAGUCCUGACGGGCGUAUGACAACUGUAGUUCGAUCCUUCUUUGUCGAAGAUGGAUCGAUACGACUUGUCGUGAAAUCUGGGGCUCCCAAUGGAAACUCGACGGUCACCGUCACUACAUGCCGUCGCUCGCUCCAAGACUUCGAGAAUCUCGCCAAAUGGCUUGCCCAAGAACACCCAGCGUCGUGGUUGCCUGUGAUCAGCAAUCUUGCAUCGCCCUUCCUGAUACCUUCACGACCAUCUCGCUCAAUAUUACGUGACAUUCAACUUCGCCUCGACGCUUUCCUGAAGAUUUUACUCAAGCACCCCACGUUUUCGACGCAUGAGAUGGUAUGGGAGUUUUUCCUUGUGCCAGACAUUGAUCCAAGCAUGCUAGCUGAACGCUCAGCCCGAAAAUCCGAACUCCGCGCAGAGCGUGUCAGAGAAGAGUACGCUCCAAUAUAUGAUGUUCGCGAAGUGGAAAUUUUUGUUCAACAUGCUCGCGAGUCAGUACGCUCUCUCCACCACGCCUCCAAGUCCGUCCUGCGACGCGCAAACAGGCUGAGGUCUGCGAAUUCGGAUCUGAUAGAUGCGGCGCGGCUGUCCAGUACAGCACUUCAAUCGUUAAACUUUCUUCCAGGGACACAUCUCCAAGCCGUGGAACGCUAUACGAAAACGCUGACCCAGAGCGAAGCAAACCCCCUGGCUGGUUUUUACUACAGCAUCCAUGCUAUUUCGAGCACCACGACCGCUAUCCUUACUGCGCUCAACCGCCCAUCAACGCUCAUCACCUCUAUGGCAACGACUCAAAAGUCUAUCGACCGCCAUCAUCUCUCUAUUCGUCGCUCUGAUCGCUGGCCUCUCGGACUACUCGAUGAUGCCAGGUCGCGGAUGCAGCGUGAUGCGCAGGAUAAGAUGGAACGUGCCACAGAUGAGCUUUCCGGCUUCGGCAAAGAGUUGAGAUACACCCAACAAGUGGUUGCUAGUGAAUUGGCAAGUUGGCAGGGUAAUCGAAUCGACAUGGGAAGAAAAACAUUGAAAGAGUUUGCGAGACGUAUGGUGAUCAGUGAACGAGCAAGAUUAGAGAGCAUGAAGAGGGCAGUCAGAGAACUGGGACUUUCAGGGCAACGACUGUCUAAUGAUGGGGAUGAUGGUGACGUAAUGUCCCCUGAUGUGACAUUCUCCGAAGAGCUGGUCCGAAGAGGGAGCAUUGAGGACGUCACGGAUGAGGCUGACGGGGCUUUGGUGGUCGAACACAAUGGCGACAGCAAUACUCACGACGACUCUGAGACUACAAAUGGGUAUAACGAAGAAGACCAAUCAUCAUCUCCGCUGCAUCUCGAUCAAGAAGACGAAGAAGAGCGAGUGACAAUGCCCGAAGCCCUGUCUCAACGUGCUGAUGAAGCCCAACCAAUUCUCGCGAGUAAUGACCACGACUAG
Molecule: messenger RNA, 1654 nt
Organism: Periconia digitata
Lineage: Eukaryota; Fungi; Ascomycota; Dothideomycetes; Pleosporales; Periconiaceae
Source: the annotation of a GenBank genome assembly